AUGAGCAUUGGGCCGGCGUCACUCCUCUUCGCUCUCGCGGACGGCACACUCCGUCAGCUGAAUGAGACACUCACAAUUUAUCCAAGUGUGAUCGAUGUGUUUCUGUGCAUCAACCAGAUGGCGUGCUGAUGGUCUGUUUGGAGGCGCUGAGCAUCUUGACGUCUCUGCUGCUCAUUCUGCUGUGCGGCUGCAUCAACAGCAACUUCAGCCAGAUCGGAUUUGCGGAGCGCGUGAUGUGCGGUGAGCAGCAAGGCGGGGGCACAUCGAUUCGAUGGCCGCAUGUCUCUGUGUGUGUGUGUGUGUGUGCAGCGUUCACCCCGCGGGACUUUUGGUAUCCAUCGAUCGUCGACACCGCGGCCUCUGACACCACGGCCGACUCAGACAGACCAACGGUCAGACAGAGAGAGAGAGUGAAUGCGUGUGUGUGAGCACUGUUCUUGUGGAUGAGUGAGUGUGAGUCCAUUUCAGGUACCAUUCAGCGGACCCGCCAGACGACUGGGCGACGAGAGCGACAAACACUUCCCACCUGGACGCGUCUGA
Molecule: messenger RNA, 540 nt
Organism: Vitrella brassicaformis
Lineage: Eukaryota; Vitrellaceae
Source: the annotation of a GenBank genome assembly